Messenger RNA from Anopheles funestus (African malaria mosquito), 1075 nucleotides. It is a transcript of the gene Uch, whose product is annotated as ubiquitin carboxyl-terminal hydrolase. The transcript has 3 exons. Gene Ontology annotation, molecular function: cysteine-type deubiquitinase activity. The record is from RefSeq and is a predicted model, not a curated record. Gene Ontology annotation, biological process: ubiquitin-dependent protein catabolic process; protein deubiquitination. Lineage: Eukaryota; Metazoa; Arthropoda; Insecta; Diptera; Culicidae. The coding region runs from base 224 to 910 and encodes 228 amino acids. Gene Ontology annotation, cellular component: cytoplasm.
ACAUCUCUGGCUAUACGAACAGAUUUGUAAAGGUAAAGAAGAACUCCAUUUUGAAGCACGUUCUCCGCGUACUGCAAAUCAAACAAAGAAAAGCGAAUAUUUUGUGAGGUUUCACUUAGGUAAGAGCGUUUAAUUGAAUUAGUUGCGACAGAGUGGUACCGUGUGGAGUGUUUUUUUCCGGUAAAUAUUCUUGGUGAAACCGUGUCACGAAGCAGUAGGCAAAAUGGACGUUUGGCUGCCAUUGGAAUCCAACCCCGAAGUACUGUCUAACUAUAUGGUCAAGUUGGGCGUAUCGCCCCUCUGGAGCAUCGUCGACAUCUAUGGAAUGGAUGACGAACUUCUGGACAUGGUUCCGAAGCCGGUCAAAUCGUUGAUCUUUCUAUUUCCCUGCUCCAAAGCGCAUGAAGAGUUUCGUGCCAAGGAAGAUGAGGAACUGAAGGGUAAAAAUGCCGAGCAUCCGAAAACCCUGUUUUUCACACGCCAGUUCGUCCACAAUGCCUGCGGUACGAUUGCCGUGAUUCACGCCAUUCUUAACAACCCGGACAUUGAGAUUGAACAGGGCAGUGUGUUGAAGAAAUAUUUCGACAAUGCCAAAGAACUCUCACCUGACGAGCGCGGUGAGCUAUUGAACAAGAAUGUGGAUUUGAAGGCAACGCACGAGGAGAAUGCGCAGCAGGGCCAAACCGCCACUCCUAACAUAAACGAUACGGUGUACCAUCAUUUUAUCGCGUUUGUACAUGUGGAUGGUACGCUGUACGAGCUGGACGGAAGAAAAAAUUUCCCAGUCGCUCACGGUAAAACAACUCCGGAAACGUUGCUGAAAGAUUCGGUAAAGGUGUGCAAAAAGUUCAUCGAACUGGAUCCAUCCGAGGUGCGCUUCACGCUGCUAGGACUCGUACCGACGCAGUAAGAUAUCUGUAACGAAAACAAUGUUUGCUUCUAACGCUUAAAGCAGAACUGAAAUAAUGAAGAGACCAAAUGGCUUUUAAAUCACACCGGCAAGCAGUGCGUUCCUUUGGAAAUAUUAACAAUAAAAUCUCAUCCUGCGCUUUUAUGUACGUCAUUGUCCACGCAA